Messenger RNA from Salmo salar (Atlantic salmon), 2317 nucleotides. The record is from RefSeq and is a predicted model, not a curated record. NCBI's taxonomy places the organism in Eukaryota, Metazoa, Chordata, Actinopteri, Salmoniformes, Salmonidae.
GACCUUUACACUGUUCCCCCUGCUUGAACGUGGGUAUUUAGGUUCGUCCAGAUUGUUUUAAAAUCAGUGUUUGUGGUUUUGAAAAAUAACCGCCCAUCUGGUAGACUUGAGUGAGUUGUUGUGAGUGAGCUGCACAGAAGUCUUGAGAGACCCGACCACAUCCCGGCGUUCAGAAGAGUUGGUAACUCUAGGAAAGGACUGGUAGGGUUGACGAGUGGACCCGGGGCAGGCAUGGGUUGCAGCCACAGCAAGAGGAAAAACAAAGCGAAGGAGGAGGAGAAAACGGUGAAGGAAGUCAACAACCAUCAAGAUGGAGGAGGUAAAGUCCCUCUGGAGGAGCUGAACGUGGGUCUAGAAACGGAGAAGCAGCUGGGUCAGUAUGAGUGGCAGCUGAAGAUCCUACGGGAGGUGCUGUCUGCCUCUGGGACCCAGGAGAGGGAGGAGCUACUAAAAGACCCAACCCAAGGAGAGCUCUGUGCCCUGGUCCACAACAUCACUGAGAAGUUUUGUGGCAGAACGGCAAGGACCGGCCCUGCUGAGAAGGUGAAAACAGAGACGGCUGCUGAACUGACUGUUCUCUGUGAGGAGAAGAGCCAGAGGACUGCAGAGCAGCACGAGAGACAGCUGGAAGAACGGCAGAGGAUACAGAGUGAAGAGACAAAACGACUAACAGAGACCCACCAGACAGCUGAGAAAACGUUGAAGGAGGAGGUAGAGGAGCUGACUACAGAGCUCCACGUGUACAAUCAGUUAAAGAAGAGAGUUGACGAGUCUACCUUCAAGAAGGACCUGCAGCGGAACAUUCAGGCCCACGGCAGUCCUGGGCCAUUCUGGGAGCGGGAGCAGGAGAGUCUGCUGUUUGUCAUUGAGAUGAAGAGUGAACGUAUUCAGACGCAGGGGAACAAACUGCUACAGAUGCAGGUUCUGGUGGAGAAGAAUCUGUCUCUAGAAGACCAGGUCAUAAAUGUUCUACAGAACAAUGAGGACCUGAGGGUUCGGAUCGACAACCAUCAAAGCCUUCUACAGCAGCUCUCCAAGGAGCACCUGGACCUUCAGGGAGUGUUAGACAGGCAGACCGGUCUCUGUCAGAGGCUCACCCAAGAGAAAGAGCAACUCAUGUUUAAACUGAAGCACAGAGACUCCUGUCCUACCUUCCCAUCCUUCCCCAUAGUGUCUGAGAUCUCCCCCAGCUGAUCCGAACAGGACAGUCCGGGUUACCUCGGUCUUAAUCCUGUCUAGGGUUGUAAGCAUGGAUCCUGAAUCCGGGAAACAUUCCCCUACUUCUGAAAGUAUAUAUAUUUUUUUUCUUCAGAAAUCCCUGCUUGGAGGAUUCUAAGAAUCAUGAAGGAAUACAUAAUGAGUGAUUCCUCCAACCUGAAAUUCUUCAAGUGGGAUUUCUGAAAAAGCGGGGGCUUUUGGGAAUGUUUCGGGACUUUUUGCAACCCUAACCUUACUUUGACAACCAAAGUCCAGGUACCUUUACAUAAGGCUAUAGUCACAUGUUUGAUGAAACCUCAUGCCAAAUAAUGUUUUUAGUCCAGUUUUGUACCUGCUGUGCCUUACAGUACAUCAUGUUUUUCUAUAGCAGUAUGGUGUUCAUACAAAAGGACUGUUUUUUUCUCUUCCUGCUGUUCAACUGAGAUUAUCAUUCAACUGACAUUCUCAUAGUUGUGUUACUGUUCAACUGAGAAUAUUCUAGGUGAAUGUGACAGUGUUCACUUUGAUGGUUUGACUUGCGGUUGUAGACAGAUGUUCACUCAUGUAGUACAAACUUAGUAGCUAAAAAAAAAAAUGUUUUAUCUAGCUUCCUAUCGAGACACUAUUACGUCUAUCAAAAUGCAGUGUCAAGGUUUUACAUCACUCAGUAUGGAAUAGACGUUACAGAAUAUAAUGCAAUGUAUACCAUUUAAACAGUUACUUUAGACAACUGCCUUUGUAUUGGGAUAUGUUUAUACUUUUUUAUAGAAUAUGGAAAAUAGAUUGCCAUGUUGGCAGUUUGAUUUUGUUAUUUUUUUCUGCAGAUGAGGACAAUGGAUAUUUUUUUGACUUUUUUAAGUAACAAAGAAACAGAAGCAUUUCUGUGUUUAAAAAUAUAUAUUUUUCUUCUGAUGCACUAGCACUUUUAAUUAGUAUUUUACUAGUACUAAAUGUGAGAGGUAGUUCAUGUAAUUUUGUUAUUCUUGCAUUUACUUCUGUGUUUUACAUUUUGUUGGUUUUACAUUUGAAUCAUUUAGCUGAUGCUCCUCUCUUCGAAGGUAGCGGAUAGAUCUAGAAGGAGAGAGGAGAGAGGAGGUCACAAUAAACAGCUGCAUCUGAA